AUGUCGCAUAACGCUGCGGCCGCAUCGACGGUACCCGUGUCCACGUCGCUCGAGGCCGGCCCGGCGCACCGCCCAUCUACCGGCGCGAGCCGCAGUGCAGACGUCCAGGAGGCAGGCGACGGGCUCGCCGGCGCUGGGGCGCGUGCGGGCGUUGGCGCUGCGAACGGUGUUGCAUUCAACGGCGGCAGCAGCAACAAUAACAGCAACAAUAACAGCAACAAUAACAGCAACAGCAGCAGCAACCUCCCUGUGGAUGCCAUUCCUGGCUCCAGUAGCAGCAGCAGCAGUAGCAAUGCCGGAGGCAGCAACGGUGCGGUGGCGGCACCGCCGCCCCCACCACCCAUUGCCCGCUCAUCGACGCACCGGAUCCGCCUCGUGCCCCACCUCGAAGCCACGCGCUCGCUCCACUUUGAGCCAAUCGAGCGCGACGUCAAGGAGGGCGGCACACCGAUCCGUAUCGGCCGCUUCACUGAUCGGGCCGGCGGCGGUACUAUCGCUGCAGCCAGCGCGCCGCCCAUGAACGCCGGCGCGGCUGCGGCGUUCAAAAGCAAGGUCGUCAGUCGCACGCAUGCCGAGCUGUGGUGCGAGCCCGGCGGGAAUUUUUUCAUCCGCGACACCAAAUCGAGCUCCGGCACGUUCCUGAACCAUAUCCGCCUCUCGGGCCCGCAGUUCGAGUCCAAGCCGUUUCCCCUGAAGGACGGCGACGUGAUUCAGCUGGGCGUUGACUACCAGGGCGGCACCGAGGAGAUCUAUCGCUGCGUCAAGAUGCGCGUCGAGCUCAACCGCGGCUGGCAGCGCGCUGCCAACCAGUACAACGUUAACGCACUGCGCCAGCUGCGCGCGCUCCAGGGCCAGCCUCUCACCCCUUCCGCAUCGGCUGCCUCUGGCCUGCCCUCCGCGACAGCCAUGAGCCCCGCUGCUACAGCGCAGACGCAGACGCAGACGCCCGCGCCGGACGUGCCGGCAACCGCGUUGCCGACCAACGCGCAGUCUGUCAGCGUCACCGAUUGCUGCAUUUGCCUCUUCUCCGUGACGGUCUGCCAGUCGCUGUUCAUCGCGCCGUGCUCACAUGUGUUCCACUACAAGUGCAUCAGGCCCCUGCUCCUGCGCCACCACCCGGGAUUUUCCUGCCCGCUCUGCCGCACCUUUGCCGAUCUCGAGGCGGACGUUGAG
Molecule: messenger RNA, 1173 nt
Organism: Tilletiaria anomala UBC 951
Lineage: Eukaryota; Fungi; Basidiomycota; Exobasidiomycetes; Georgefischeriales; Tilletiariaceae
Product: SMAD/FHA domain-containing protein
Exons: 4
Biological process (GO): negative regulation of septation initiation signaling; ubiquitin-dependent protein catabolic process; protein ubiquitination
Cellular component (GO): ubiquitin ligase complex; mitotic spindle pole body; cytosol
Molecular function (GO): ubiquitin protein ligase activity; protein binding
Source: RefSeq, a predicted model, not a curated record